Hyla sarda is the source of this 5737-nucleotide messenger RNA. RefSeq lists its product as uncharacterized. The transcript has 2 exons. NCBI's taxonomy places the organism in Eukaryota, Metazoa, Chordata, Amphibia, Anura, Hylidae. Bases 1605 to 2495 code for a protein of 296 amino acids. The record is from RefSeq and is a predicted model, not a curated record.
CAGUCCUUGGUCUCCUGGACACAAGAUCAGAGCUGUUUCUACAUGUCUCUCUUCUAAAACUCCACUAUCUGUGUAACAGCAUAUCUGUUUUACCACUCUUAUUACAACCUGUUGACCAAUAAACCUGUUGAACUACAAAGAACAGUCUUCUUAUUUGGAAGACAGGGAUCGUUUAUACUGAAUGUCAGACUAUACACCGUGUGAACGUGUAGGAAGACAGAACAGUAAAACUGAUGCUAGUCACCAGUGUUAAGUGGAUCUGACUAUACGGAGCCGCAUCAGCCAUGCGGUCCUACGCACAUGAUUGCAGCGGCUGCCACACAGUCACAAGAAAUGAGAGUGUAGCCCCCAGCAAGCGCAGCACGAUCCAGUCACGUUGAAGUACGUUCUUACCUAGACUGAGCCUGCAAAGAGACACUAAGCAGCCAGCAACAGGUACACCAUGUCCACUAGCCAGGCAUGAACAUGCAGGACAAGGUCAUGAGCGAGCCACUCUAGCAAGUCCUCCAUAGUAGAAAUGGCUGCACUCGCCCGCGCAGAAGCUGAGGCUGCAAAAGUAAGGGUUUCCUUUGCGGCACAAGAGAUACAACUAAAGAAAGAGACAGCAUGCAUACAAGCAUCAUUGGAAAAGCUUGCAGCAGAGAAAGAAGUGGUAGCCAUAAUAGCCAAAGCAGAGUUUCUAGAAGCCAUGGACUUUUCCAAUUCUGAGAAGCACAGCCAAGUACUUGGACCAGACUUUUAUCUACAAGAUCCAGCACAGCACGUCUCAGAAUAUGUCUACCAGCAUUCCAAGACAGAUGACAACUAUGAUCCAGUAUAUCAGCCAGCAUAUACAGAGUGUCAAAGACCCUACCUUGAAUCUCAGUACUUCAAGAUAGAUGGUAUGCAACAAAGUGAUCCUGACCACAACUACUGCCCUACAGAACAAAAGCUGCAACCUUCACUUUGACUUAAAAGGGACACCCUUCGCAUCAGAAUGUUAUUAUACAGACUUUCCUAAGCCAGAAACUCCUAAAAGGUAUGAUGAUACACCACUCAUGCAGCAUAACCACAGCACACCAGGUAGUCAGGUAGUAUUGGUGCCAACCAAGCAGCCAUGGACUUUGCUAAGGGACUUGAUGAUCACCCUGAGAACUACAGGUCAUGGCGAGCCUCCUUCCAGAACGCCAUAAGGGACUUAGAUCUUUUUUGUAGUGAGGAGUUAAAUCUCUUGGUACAAUGGCUUGAAAGUGAAUCUGCUGAACACACCAAAAGAAUCAGAGACAUUAAUGUAAACUAUCCAGGCAAAGGCCUAAAGAUGGGAUGGGAAAGGCUUGAUGAAUGUUAUGGGUCAAUAGAAGCUAUAGAAAAUGCUAUAUAUAAAAGAAUUGAUACUUUUUCCAGAAUAGUGGGUAGGAAUUUCAAAAAGCUCAGGGAACUCAGUGACUUGUUAAUAGAGUUGCAGGUUGCUCAGGCAGAAGGAGAUCUACCAGGGCUAAAGCUCCCUUAUAACCUACAGGAGAAGUGGAUCACGCAUGGUUCUCAUUAUAAACAGGCUCAUAAUAUACCAUUUCCUCCCUUAAGGGUGUUUGUAGACUUUGUUGCUCAAUAGGCAAGGAUCAGAAAUGAUCCCAGUUUUGACUUUACACUGUCAUGUCCCACUACCCCUGGUGUCAAACCUUUCUAAAACACCAGUGGCAGUCCACAAAACUAAUGUUGCUUCCACAGGUUCUCCUUACAAGUCGUUCAAGUCUUCUCAACAAGGGAACAAACCCAAAGAUCUUACCAAACAAUGCCCCCUGCACAAGAAACCACAUCAUCUAAUGAAUUGCAGAGCCUUCAGGGAGAAGUCUUUAGGGGACCGCAAAGAAUUCCUCAAAGAGAACAACAUCUGCUUCAGGUGCUGCACUACAACAUCGCACUUCGCCAGGAACUGUAAGGUCAGUGUGACAUGCACAGAACACAACACGGCUUUACACCCUGAACCACCCUCUCAGGUGUCAUCCCAAGCAGAGGAGCAUGACAGAAAGCAGAUAGACACUGACACCACAGUAGUCACUUCUCCGUGUACAAAUAUCUGUAAAGGACUUGCAGGAGAGAAGUCUUGCUCAAAAAUCUGCCUUGUCAGAGUUUACCCAGCCGAUUUUCGAGAUAAGAUGAUCAAGGUAUAUGCAAUCUUAGAUGACCAAAGCAACAGGUCUUUAGCUAAAUCCGCCUUCUUCAACACCUUCAACAUUGUAGGGCCCGGUUCUCCCUAUUUCUUAAGAACAUGUGCAGGCACUGUUGAGACAGCGGGGAGGAAGGCAACUGGGUACAAGGUAGAGUCCAUAGAUGGUCAGACCUGCUUGUCUCUGCCAACCAUACUGGAGUUCAAUCACAUUCCUGACAACUGGUCUGAGAUACCUACACCUGAGGCAGCAGCACACAACCCCCACCUGAAGCGUAUAGCUCACCUGAUACCGGAGCUGGACUCAGAAGCCCCGAUAGUCCUACUCCUUGGAAGAGACAUACUAUGAGUUCACAAGGCUAGAGGACAGAUUAAUGGACCCCAAAAUGCCCCAUAUGCCCAGAGACUUGACCUAGGACGGGUCAUCAUAGGAUACAUCUGUCUAGGAGGGGCACACAAGCCGACCCCAGUUUACAGUAUGCUCACCAACACACUUGAAAAUGAAUGUCCUUCCUAUUCCAGCCAUGUCAGAGUAGUUUCCUAAUAAAAGAGUUACCACACAGUGCUCCUGUGCCUUGUCCUUACAUGGAUUCCUCCGUGAAGAUCACGCCUGUGAUGGUGAGCAAGAUCACUUAGGGUGCACAGUCUUCCACAGGACAAGAGAAGACAACAGGGUCGCAAUGUCCAUAGAAGACAGGCUGUUCUUGGAUAUCAUGGAUCAAGGAAUAGUAAAAGACAAGUCAAAAAGCUGGGUCACACCUUUACCGUUUAGACACCAGAAACGACGCUUACCUAACAACAAGGAACUUGUCUAAAAAUGAUUUAUCUCCCUCAGACACAAACUUCAGAGGAACCCAGAGAUGACAGAACAUUUCUUUACAUUCAUGGAAAGAAUAUUCCAGAACAACCACGCAGAGAUGGCACCCAUGCUCCAAGAUUUAGAAGAGUGUUGGUACUUACUCAUAUUCGGUGUUUAUCAUCUUAAAAAAACAGGACAGAUAAGAGUAGUAUUUGACUAAAGCGCCAAGUGUGAAGGUGUAUUGCUAAACGAUGUCUUACUGUCUGGUCCAGACCUCAACAACAGACUUCUGGAAGUACUUCUAUGCUUCUGCAGAGAUUCCGUAGCAUUCAUGGCCAACAUACAACAGAUGUUCCACUGCUUUUUUGUCAAGAAAGAACACAGAAACUACUUGAGGUUUUUCUGGUAUCCCAAAAACGACCCCAAUGAAGACAAUGUAGAAUACAGAAUGAGAGUGCACAUUUUUGGAAACAGUCCUUCCCCUGCAGUUGCUAUCUACGGUCUCAGACAUGCAGCCUGGGAGGGUAAAGCAAAGUAUGGGUCUGAUGUCAGGUCCUUUGUGGAAAAGGAUUUCUAUGUGGAUGACUGUAUGAAAUCUACACCCACGAAUGAGACCGCAAUCAGUCUCCUGAAAAUAUCUAAUUUGAGGUUGCACAAAAUCGCCUCCAACGGUCGUGAGUUAAUGGAGGCCUUCUCACCCCAAGACCACUCGAGUGGUCUAAAGGACUUGGAUCUUAGCAUAGACUCCCUUUCCAUGCAGCGAAGUCUUGGUAUGCUCUGGGAUUUAAAUGCAGACACAUUCACCUUCCAAAUCCGCAUAGAAGAAAAACCCUUCACACGCAGAGGAGUCCUGUCUACAAUAAAUAGCUUAUAUGAUCCUCUGGGAUUCGUAGUGCCUGUUACCAUCCAAGGUAAAAUGAUGUUAAGAGACUUCACAACAGAGAAGGCUGAUUAGGAUGAUCCACUUCCCAUAGAGAAAAAAGACCUGUGGACAGGAUGGAGAAAGUCUCUCGAAGCUUUGUCCAGCCUUCAGGUGGCACGACCAUAUGCUCCCGUGUCAUUAACUGUAGUCAAGAUACAAAGACUGUAUAUCUUCUGUGAUGCUUCAGUCAAGACGAUUGCAGCCGUAGCAUACCUAAAGACCAUAGAUGUCAGAGAACAAUGCCAUGUGGGGUUUGUUAUGAGUAGGACCAAACUGGCGCCACUCCGCGAGCACACGAUACCCAGACUGGAACUCUGCGCUGCUGUGCUUGCAGUGGAGCUGGCUUAACCUAUAACAACAGGACUAAAUUUGGAAAUCGUGGAAGUAGAGUUCUACACGGACAGUAAGGUAGUCCUAGGAUACAUUUGCAAUGAAAUGAGACGCUUCUACGUCUAUGUCAGCAAUCGGGUGCUAAGGAUCAGGAGAUCCACUUGUCCUAAACAGUGGCACUGUGUUCACACACCAUAAUCCUGCAGACCAUGCAACUAGAUCUGUCGCAGCAAGCCACCUUAAGCACACAACAUGGUUUACGGGUCCUGUAUUCCUGUACCGUUCUAUGUCUUGCAACAUUGAAUCUGACUAGUUCAACUUAGUAGACCCAGAUGUGGAUGAAGAAAUCCGACUUGUAGUAUCUGUUCUACGUAUGGUAACUUCGGACCACCAACUCAAAUCUCAUCAUUUCGACAGGUUCUCUACCUGGAGGUCACUUGUUCGUGCUAUAGCCUAGUCAACAUUACUUGUGGGCCAGAAGCCAUGCAAAGGUUGGCAUCACUGUAAGCACACAUUUACCAUUCCAAAUAUGGAAAGGUCCAAAGAAAUAAUAAUUUGCACUAUACAAGGUGAAUGUCAUGCUAAAGAAAUAGACUACCUUAGCAAAGGCCAAACAGUCUCCAAGGAUAGCGCUUUGCAGAAGCUUGAUCCCAUCAUUGACCAAAACGGGUUGCUAAGAAUAGCAGGCCAUCUUCAAGAAGCCAAAGUGGAAUUAAGGGAGAAACAUCCUGUAAUAAUUCCCGAAAUUCAUCACGUCACGACUUUGCUCGUGUGGCACCAUCACGUUCAAGUGAAACGUCAGACCUGGGGAUGUCGUGCUCAUUAAAGACAACCAGUUGCAUCGGAAUGAGUGGCCAUUGGGCUUCAUCACCAACACAUUCCCAAGCAAAGAUGGGAACGUACGCAAAGAUGAAGUCAAAGUGUGGAAGCUUGGCAAGUGCAAGUUAUUCCUCUUGAACUUGUUUUGUUGUUUUCACCUGAUCUACCUAAUAGUGGCGUCAGUUGACGCCAGGCGAGGAGUGUUCUGCCCAACAGGUUUUAGAACCAUUUACAAUUUGCAUUCUGCCUGUCACUAUAUCUGAGAGUUCAUUAGCGGGGUUACCAUCUAGUGGUGGUAAGUUGUAUUACACCUUGUUUUUCUUGUUAUAAGAAUUCUGCCUUGUGGGUGGUGCUAUGCAUUGUGGGUUGUUGCAAGGCAUUCUGGGAAGAAGAAUGGGCAGUCCUUAGUCUCAUAGCUCAUAGAUCAUAGCUACUUCUACAUGUCUCUCUUCUAAAACUCCACUAUCUGUGUAACAGCAUAUCUGGUGAGUCAUUUACCUCUGUUACUAGGUCAUUAUAGUAUCCAGAGCUGUGCAGUUGAUUGUAUUACUACUCAGGGAAGUUAACUGUGUAGAUGUUAGACUGUUAGCUAGCCAUGCAAUCCUAUGUAUACGCAGCCAUUUUACCAUGUGCUUCACUGUUAUGUAAUGUAUGAUACAUGCAGUACUUAUACAUGUCAAUUUUUAUUCCUAUAGUUUUACCACUCUUAUUACAACCUGUC